AGUUUCCCCUCUUAGCCAUGGCGGAGGAGCCGGGAGUGUUCGUGCGGGAGCUGGAGCGCCGGGACGGGGCGGUGCUGGAGAUCCGGCAGCUGAGCUCCGGGGACGUGGGCUGCGUGGUGUGGGACGCGGCCAUCGUCCUGUCCAAAUUCCUGGAGCGGCGGGAACGUGCGGAGCCGGGGCUGUUCACCGGAAGAGCUGCGGUGGAGCUGGGCGCCGGCACCGGCAUCGUGGGCAUAAUGGCCGCCACCCUCGGAGCCAACGUCACGGUGACCGACCUCGAAGAUUUGCAAGAUCUGAUGAAAAGGAACAUAGAAAGCAACGUGGCGCUCAUCACCGGGUCUUGCCGAGCGAAGGUAUUAAAAUGGGGCGCGGAGGGUUUGGAUUUCUCUCCUCCCAACUACAUCCUGAUGGCGGACUGCAUUUACUAUGAAGAGUCCUUGAAGCCAUUACUGAAGACCCUGAGGGACCUGGCGAGCAGCGAGACCUGUAUCUUCUGCUGUUACGAGGAGAGGACCACCGGGAAGAAUCCGCAAAUAGAACGGACAUUUUUUGAGCUGCUGAAACUAGACUUUGACUACGAGGAAGUUCCCAUUGACAAACAUGACGAGGAGUAUCGGAGCGAGGACAUCCAUAUUCUGCAAAUCUACAAGAAGAAAUGAUGUAUAAAACGGGGCAGGAAUGGCGUCACGUCUGGCACUUCUGGGGCAGGAAUGGCAUCAUGUCUGGCACUUCUGGGGCAGGAAUGGCAUCACGUCUGGCACUUCUGGGGCAGCUGAUCAGCAAUAAGAAGAUGGCAGAGGAGACAUUGGGUGGAUGAGAAGACGAUUUAUUGUCACCAGUUUAUUGACUGUUCUUACAUCCCUCCGAGGAGUCGUCCUGGGGGGUGCAGGCCACAGUAUGGCCGUCCUUGUACCCCUAAGCAGUACCGCACAGCGGCCUCGAGGUCUCCCAUCAUCUACAGGUGCAUCCAGGGAUCUGAAGUGGGAAAUCUACAGGUUGUCAGAUAAAGGGUCACACGAUGUCCCCUGGUCUAGUGACUAUACAGAAGCAGCUCAACCGCCGGGGUCUGCACGUGGUCUGUAUGUGCCCGGCGCGCCACGUGUAGUGGAUUGUACUUGGGAAAUAAACACUGUACAUAGAUAACA
This is a messenger RNA of Bufo gargarizans (Asiatic toad), 1145 nucleotides long. RefSeq names its product valosin containing protein lysine methyltransferase (gene VCPKMT). The record is from RefSeq and is a predicted model, not a curated record. NCBI's taxonomy places the organism in Eukaryota, Metazoa, Chordata, Amphibia, Anura, Bufonidae. Gene Ontology annotation, biological process: peptidyl-lysine methylation. Gene Ontology annotation, molecular function: protein-lysine N-methyltransferase activity. Bases 18 to 659 code for a protein of 213 amino acids. The transcript is spliced from 6 exons. Gene Ontology annotation, cellular component: cytoplasm; cytosol.